This is a messenger RNA of Trametes versicolor FP-101664 SS1, 1095 nucleotides long. RefSeq lists its product as uncharacterized. The record is from RefSeq and is a predicted model, not a curated record. Lineage: Eukaryota; Fungi; Basidiomycota; Agaricomycetes; Polyporales; Polyporaceae. Bases 1 to 1095 code for a protein of 364 amino acids. The transcript is spliced from 4 exons.
AUGAGUAGCCCAUCCGACUGCGCCGAUCCCGUCAAGUGGCGCUAUGAUCCCGUCGAUAACCAUACCGACUGGCCAUACCACGCGCAUGCUUCCUUGGCGAUCCCGAUUGAUGCCGAAGAGCUGUUAUUCAAGGCCGAGGGCUCGCGCGCUCACGGCACCUUCGAAGUGUCGCAGUCGACCGAUACCGGCACGAAGGCUGUCGUCGACAUCGAUGUUGUGUACAGGAGCGAGGACGCCCUCGACGAAGCGAAGGUGUGUCACCUUAGCCCGUCCGAAAACAAGCACGGUCUCGGGAUUUUCACCGAGCGCUGGAACCACCCGGAGCCUCACCGCCAGCUCCGCUUCCACGUCCAUGUACAUCUCCCGGCUACAGAGAAGGGCGAUCCGCGCACGAUCAACGCAUUCAAUACCCACCUGCCGCUGUUCGCGCACCACCUCUCCAAGCUAGCGGACACGGUCGUCUUCAAGUCUAUCAGCCUCGCGACGUCGAAUUCCGCGCUCCGGGCCGAUUCGCUGAGGGCCGAGAUCGGCAAGCUCAGGUCCUCGAACGGGAAGAUUGAAGGCACCUUCAACACCUCGAAGUCCCUCGAGCUUCGCACGAGCAAUGCGCCGAUUCACGUUACCGCCAACCUGAUCAACUCCAACAAGGACGCCGGCACCGUGCUCACUGCAGACACCAGCAACGGCGCGAUUCAGGCUCACGUCGGACUAUUCGUUCGCUCCGUCGACGGUGCGUUCCGCGUCAACACGCGCACGACCAACGCCGUCGCGCGCGUCACCGUCACAGACGCGCCCGCGAACUCGCUCCUGAACGCGUCCGCGGUGUCGUCGAACGCCCCGGUGAGCUUCGAGGCACACGCCGCGUUCGAGGGCACGUUUGAGCUGUACUCGGCCCGGUUCUCGCCGCCGACGGUCAAGCAGCCGCACCCUGUCGAGGACCCGCUGGGCAAGGGCCGCAAUCGCACGGUGCAGGUGAACCCGAUCGGCCGUGGCGCCAUCCGUGGCGAGGUCGACUGGGAGCCGAAGCACGAGAAGGCGAAGAGUGGGCAUAUCAGGCUGAAGACGUCGAAUGCGGGCGCGUCGCUGGUCCUUUGA